Molecule: messenger RNA, 1232 nt
Organism: Strongylocentrotus purpuratus (purple sea urchin)
Lineage: Eukaryota; Metazoa; Echinodermata; Echinoidea; Camarodonta; Strongylocentrotidae
Exons: 4
Coding region: 9-449 (146 amino acids)
Source: RefSeq, a predicted model, not a curated record
UCAGGUUGAUGGCGAGAAGGAUGACUACCAGGGUGACGGCGAGUAGGGUUACUUUCAGGUUAACGGCCAGAAGGGUGACUACCAGGACGACAGCGGGUAGGACGACUGUCAGGUUGAUGACGACAAGGAUAGUGACCAGGAUGACGAAAGGUGACGACCAGCGCGGAGAGCAGGAUGACUUGAGGAUAACUACCAGGGUGCGAACAGCAGCAACAACGACGAAGGAGACGAGCAGGGUUGUAACCACCAGGAUAAUGACUAUGGUGACGUCCCUGAAGAAGAACAGCGUGGGGAAGACGACGACGACGAUCUGCACGACUACCAGAGUCACUAUUAGGGCAACUACCAAGCUGAUGACGACCACCAAGCUGAUGACGACGACCAGGAUUACAAUCAGGGCGGUCGGUUAUGUUCACUUGACUACUGUAAAUCGGGGUUGCAGUAUCUAGCCAGGGUCAUUGACCUUACCAAGACACACUCAGUGUACCUCUUCACCUCUCCAGUGGACAAGAACUUCUAUACUGGACAAGAACUUGAAUGGACAUGAACUUAUUUUCAGGAGAUGAGAACAUGACGAUUCAUCUCUUUGUCCUUUGGUGAUUUACACAGAAUUAUACAAAGACACUCUACUCUGUAUAAUAAUUGAGGAUACUUGACUUCAUACCACCAGAAACAUGUACAUUUCUCUUAUUAAAUCUUCCUUGGAAUCCGCAUUCAUCGAUGGACAUACUACGUACGAUGACGCCUAAACAUAUUGCAGUCCGACUUUCUAUAUUCUGAAAGAAACACGAUCAUGUUUCAUCAGGUUUUCUCAUUUAGCAAGCAAGCAACAAAUCUAAAUUGUCUCAUACAUUUGCAACCAUGGUUAUCUCCAAAUGAACACGGCGACGUCUGCUUCGGAAGCAGAAUCCUCAGAUAUGUAAACGAUGGAAUAAAACAACAUUGAACUACUAAACUAUUCUCUCAAAUAUUAUUAACUAAAAGCAACACUAUCGAGAAUCACCUGUCAGAAUCGUGUACACAACUCACCAGAGACAAAUGUCAACCUGAAUGAUAUGAACCUGGCAAGAGGUUUGUUGAUUGGCCUGUGUCGGAGAAAAAGGGCUAGCAAGAGAAUUCGACACUACAUAGCUGAUUCUAAGCAGGUUGCACUAUUCCGUCAAAUCGGACGGUCAUAAACUGUAAACAAUUCAACUGAGAAAUAUCUGAUGUCAGAAUCUUGAAGAAAACUA